Messenger RNA from Aricia agestis (brown argus), 2428 nucleotides. Its product is annotated as protein O-mannosyl-transferase TMTC4-like. The record is from RefSeq and is a predicted model, not a curated record. Gene Ontology annotation, molecular function: protein binding; mannosyltransferase activity. The transcript is spliced from 11 exons. Gene Ontology annotation, biological process: endoplasmic reticulum unfolded protein response; protein O-linked glycosylation via mannose. Lineage: Eukaryota; Metazoa; Arthropoda; Insecta; Lepidoptera; Lycaenidae. Gene Ontology annotation, cellular component: endoplasmic reticulum. The coding region runs from base 175 to 2268 and encodes 697 amino acids.
AGUCAAAACAAAAAAAUAAUAAACUCAAAACUGUUUCGUUUUAGAUAAACUAUCAUAAAAACAUGAGUUUAUAUCUGCAAAUGACUUCACACCAAAAUAAAAAUAUCCCUUUAUUUGUUAAGUAAACGUAUAACAGCUAUGAUAUAAACGUGUAGACUACAGUAGUAGGCAGAAAUGUUUCGAAGCAAACUGCUAUGUCUAGGAUUAUUAUCCAGCGUACCUUAUUUAUUUAGUAUAAAAGGUGAUUUCGUAUUCGACGAUUCCGAGGCAAUAAUCAAAAAUAGAGAUUUGGAGUCAGACUCAUGGCUCGACCCGUUUUACAGCGAUUUUUGGGGAACAAACAUCAAAAGUAAUCUGAGUCACAAGUCGUACCGGCCUUUGACUGUUACUACUUUUAGGCUUAACUAUCAUUUAAAUGGCAAAGUUCUGUCUGCAUACCAUUUUAAAGUAGUCAAUCUGAUUCUGCACGUUUUAUGUUGUGUAUUAGUGUGGUGGACGUUAAAUGUGAUAUGGAGGAGACUGAAUUAUAAAACAAGGAGGCUGGAUAUCCCAUACUUGGCUGCUCUUCUAUUUAGCACACAUCCAGUACAUGUAGAGGCUGUGAGUGGUAUUGUUGGCCGAGCUGACAUUUUAGCGGCUACGACUUUUUUUUCAGCUAUCAUUUUGUAUGACUAUGGGAUGGAUAAGAAAAUUUGCAAUAUUUAUCUUCCUCUGAGCAUUGUUCUAUCAGGGAUGUCAAUGCUGUUCAAGGAAAAUGGUGUAACUGUACUUGGCUUUUGUGUCAUUUAUGAUAGUUUGUUAACAAAAUAUAAAAUGCCAUCAUCUAAGAAUAAUACAAGAUCUUCAUAUCAAAAAACUUAUUUUGUAAGAAGGGUGAUAUCUGUAAUUAUUUCAUUAUCAUUACUUUUAUAUGGACGCUGGAUGGUAAUGGGUGCAACAAAACCAGAAUUCAAAAGUAUAGAUAACCCAGCAGCUUUUAGUGAAAGCUUUUUCUCAAGAGUAGCUACUUACAAUUAUAUUUAUUUUCUCAAUGCAGUAUUGUUAUUAUGGCCGCAUUGGCUUUGCUAUGACUGGUCCAUGGGCUGCAUACCUUUAAUCAAAGACUUUCAAGACUAUAGAUUAUUAUUUGUGGUACUGCUGUAUAUUUAUGGCGCAAUAUUUGUUAUUAAUUGUAUUGAUGUAAGAAGAAAACAAUUAUGUAGAAAUUUAAUAUUCUCUUUGUUGCUCAUUGCCAUUCCAUUUUUGCCAGCCGCAAACAUCUUUUAUCCUGUUGGCUUUGUGAUUGCUGAAAGGAUAUUGUACAUACCUUCUGCUGGAUACUGUCUUUUGAUUGCUAUUGGUGUAGAAAAAAUUUAUAACAGAAGCCGAAAACAUAAGGUUUCCACUCUGCUGCUAUUCUAUUAUACUCUUUUUAUUUUUGGACUUAAAACAUGGCAUCGAGCCUACGAUUGGCAGAACGAGUAUAAACUAUUUUUAAGCGGCCUCUCAGUCUGCCCGUUGAAUGCUAAAGUGCGCUACAAUGUCGCUAAAGUCGUGGACGCAAGGAAUUACACGGAAUGGGCAAUUUCUGAGUAUAAAACUGCAAUAAGUUUAUAUCCUGAAUACUACCAAGCUAUGAAUAAUUUGGCUAAUCUGUUAAAGAAUAAGAAACAAUUCUCAGAAGCUGAAUCAUAUUUACGAUCAGCGAUUCAAUUCAAAAGGGACUUUCCCGCGGCCUGGAUGAACUUAGGAAUAGUGCUAGCUAACACUAAGCAAUACAAGGAAUCCGAGCAAGCUUAUAAGAUUGCUUUAAGUUUCAGAAAUAAAUAUCCUGAUUGCUACUACAAUUUAGGAAAUCUGUACUUAGAACUUAACCAAACUCAUGAUGCCAUGGAGAAUUGGUUCAAAGCGAUCGAUUCAAGCCCGAGCCACGUAUCUGCGUGGACUAAUCUACUGGCUUUGCUUGAUAAUACAGGUCAAACUAAUACGGCUUUACGAAUUAUACCCCGAGCUCUGGAAAAUCUUCCCAACUCUCCGUCGGUCCAUUUUGCUAUAGCCAAUAUUUACGGAAAAAUUAACCGCUACGAGGAUGCCGAAAAACACUUUAUAAUAGCUAUAAACAACUACAGGGAUAAAGUCCAAGCUAUCCAUUUUGCUAAUCUAGGUGUCCUAUAUCAUCGUUGGAAAAAAUAUGAAUUAGCAGCUCAGAUGUACAAAAAAGCUUUACAAAUAAAUCGGAACUUUACGAGUGCUAAGAAAAAUUUGGAGUCAGUAACUAAAUUUUUAUAAUAGCACAGUCACAACUCAAUCUAUGUUGUGAAACAAUUCAAUAAGGCUUUAGAGGCUAAAAUUGCCGAUUUAAUAUUUAAGAAAUUAUUAUUAUGUACCCAACUUUCGUGUCAUGGCCCAUGGGCCAUGGCCAGAAUAUUGUUUCUCAGUCAUGUAAGUG